Penicillium cinerascens is the source of this 1764-nucleotide messenger RNA. Its product is annotated as FAD-binding oxidoreductase. Gene Ontology annotation, molecular function: oxidoreductase activity; FAD binding. NCBI's taxonomy places the organism in Eukaryota, Fungi, Ascomycota, Eurotiomycetes, Eurotiales, Aspergillaceae. Bases 1 to 1764 code for a protein of 587 amino acids. The transcript has a single exon. The record is from RefSeq and is a predicted model, not a curated record.
AUGAUCAAUUUGACCUCUUUUAUUUUCUUUUUUUCUCUCGGCCAGACGUAUGCAGCCACUGACCCUGGUUACGACUGUCGACCUGGUCAAAAUUGCUGGCCAUCUAUGCGCGAAUGGCAACAAUUCAACACCAGUAUCGAUGGGCAUCUUUAUGAAACCGUUCCAAUUGCCGCUCCCUGUUAUAAAAACUCCCCUUACUAUGAUGAAGCUGCCUGCAAGGUCAUCGAAGACUACUACGGUGGUAGUGUCCUUCGUGGUGAGCAUUUUGGACAAACCUACUGGUUAAACUGGGAGACCUGUCAUAAUUCUGGCUGUACGCUUCUCGAGACCAACCCGCAAGAGACUAUGUACCCUAAAUGCUCCCUUGGGAGACUGGCGUCUUACUAUGUUGACGUUCGCAACUCGUCCCAUAUCUCUGCCGCACUUCGAUUUGCGAAAACCCACAACAUUCGCAUCAGUAUAAAGAACACGGGUCAUGAUUUUUAUGGACGAUCAUCGGUGCCAAACACUCUUGCCAUUUGGACUCACAAUCUCAACACACUCAAGCUUUACUCCAAUUUCACCGCCAACAAUUGUCCUUCAGCGAAUGGGCAGAAUGUUGGAGAACUUGGAGCCGGUGUCAUCGCCGGUGAUGCCUACCGUUUCUUCAACGGUCAUGGCAUGGAUAUCACCGGAGGUUAUGAGCAAUCUGUCGGCCUCGCCGGUGGGUUUGGUCAGGGAGGAGGUAUCGGAUCCUUUACAACAACCUACGGCUUGAUGGCCGACAAUGCGGUUGAAUUCGAAGUGGUGACUGCCGACGGAGAAUUGCGCAUUAUCAACCAGUGCAAUGAUCCAGAGCUUUUCUGGGCCAUGCGUGGCGGAGGAGGCGGCACCUUUGCCGUCCUCACCAAGUAUCGCGUCCAAACGUAUCCUUCGCUGCCGAUUCAUACCUACACUUUUAGUGCCAAUUUCACAGGCGCCGAUUACAACUCCAAUGCGACAAAAAAUGUCGCUCUCCGCGAGAUCAUGACCGCCCAUGCAGAGAACCAAAUCGACUGGUCGGCCCAGCUGGUGACAGGGCAGAUUGACUACUUUCCCGAGCGAUUCUCUAUCGGCCUCGUCUUGCCCUACGGCGACGACGGCUCCAAGUUGAAAUCCGCCACCGCAUCUUUUGCCAAAUUCUUGAACAACCGAACCGACCUCUCCGUUUCUGAAAAUGGCUACAACACCUACACCAAUUAUGCAGGCUAUCUGUCCGUCGCUGCCGCCGUUGCCAAGGUCACGGAGCCGUCUGGCAUUUUCUCUCUAUUGGGCUCCCGACUCAUUCCUCGCAAAGUCUUCACUGCCCCUGACAGUAUUGAUGAGUUGGUUGAUGGUAUUUUGCAGGGCAUUGCAACGUCGAGAAGUCUUCUCAAUCUGACGGGAGCCCAAAUUGUCCCAGAAACACCCGUCACCAAUCUCGAUAGCAACCAAGCAUCCUCCGUCAAUCCAGCCUGGCGCGAUGCCCUCUGGCAUGUGAUUCAUGUUGGAGAAUGGUUGGAACCACUGGAGGACGACGUACUGCAGAAGGUCGCUGAUGGAUUCCUAAAAUUGUUGGAUCCCCUGAAGAAAUUGAGCCCUGGCGGUGGAGCGUACCUCAACGAAGCGCACUAUUUGGAGCCAGAAUGGCAGCAAACCUACUUUGGCUCACACUAUGCCAAACUUCUGGAGGUGAAGAGUCAGUACGACCCUACUCACAUCUUUGAUUGUUACAAGUGUGUUGGAUGGAGAGGCGAGGAAGAGUGA